AUGCACAAAUACACUUUGAUUUUGAUCUUAUUUGUACUUUAUCUGAUAGAAACAAUGAAUGGGCAGAGUAUAGGUGAGCAUAAUAGACUCGUAAGACCAAGAAUACGACACAAACCAACAAAACCCAAGCCAGUAGCUACUCCUCUCUAUACUUUCUACUCCAUAAAAUCGUUAGAUGAUUUACAAAACAAACAUCCAGAUAAACUAAAUAAUACGUCGAAUAUAUUUCAUUUCAAAGAUACAAAGAGUUCGUUAUAUUAUAGUAAGAAAGAUCACCAAUGGGUGGAGUUGAAGCUUGCAAAUCCCGAUGAUCCAGUACAGAAAUUUCCCUUGGAGUACUGGAUUCCAGCAUCGUACUGUCUUGACUCUACUUCUGGAAGUGGAGGAACAGCUAGUCGUGCUAUCACGGUACUUUAUGAAGUUGCGGUAGAAAACUAUAUGGAUAUAUAUGCUGGGUUACCGACAUUUGCAAUCCACGAGGCAGCAGGAUUAUCCUUGGGAGUGAAAAUUGGCAAGCAAGUGGCAGUGACGUUAUUCUUUAGUUGUGCCGUCAACGAAGGUGAAGUCAUACAAUUACAAUAUCGACCGUCAUAUGUAAUUGUUCCUGAAAUGGAAGCAGUUCUGUAUAAGUUUACUGGGAAAUCACUCAAGAAGAAGAAAGUCAAGAAAAUCAAACCAUUCAAGACGUUAAUUAUCGAUGCACCAGAACACCAGUGCUGGGCCACAAGAAAUAUCAAUGACCUACAAUGUCAUCGUCCAAUCAACCAUCGACAUGUGAUCAGAUUUUAG
This is a messenger RNA of Candida tropicalis MYA-3404, 789 nucleotides long. RefSeq lists its product as uncharacterized. The transcript has a single exon. NCBI's taxonomy places the organism in Eukaryota, Fungi, Ascomycota, Pichiomycetes, Serinales, Debaryomycetaceae. The record is from RefSeq and is a predicted model, not a curated record. Bases 1 to 789 code for a protein of 262 amino acids.